Drosophila miranda is the source of this 1917-nucleotide messenger RNA. RefSeq lists its product as uncharacterized. Gene Ontology annotation, molecular function: protein binding. NCBI's taxonomy places the organism in Eukaryota, Metazoa, Arthropoda, Insecta, Diptera, Drosophilidae. The record is from RefSeq and is a predicted model, not a curated record. The transcript is spliced from 5 exons.
UUUUAUUUAUUAUGUUUUGAGAUAUUUCUAAAUUUAAAGUACACUGCUUGUGAAGCCUUUUACAAGUAAAUCAUUUUAUUCACAUUUCAAACUCUAAGAAAAUCAGAUAGAUAUACAGAAAUACAAUGGCUUCGUUUGUGGGUGCGCCGCCAUCGGGUGUGGGCGAAGCCGUUCAACCAUGGCAGAAGUUCGACUGGCCGGAAGAGAUCGAGCAACAUAUCUACAAGGACUGGGGCAUCUACUACUCCCGCCGUCGCAGGGAGAACAUUGCCAUGCACUACUUCAACAAGGCCCUCGUGUUGGAUCCCAAGGAUCAUAUGACAAUGUACAAGCGCUGCCAGAGCAAGCGGAAGGCGGCCCAAAUCCAGGGAGCCCUGAAGGACAGCCAGGAGGCUGCGAGAAUGGCCCGAGCCACGAGUGGAGAGAAAUCCUACAUAAACCUGGAAAUAUGCGAUGCCCAAUACGAACUCAACCAGUUCGAGAACAGCCUGGCCGAGUUGCACAACAACGUUCGCCAUUUCAAGGGAAACAAGACCAAGUGCUUCGAAAGGCGCUCUGUCGGAAGUUCCAUUGCAAUCUCUUUAUAACUAUAGCGGUAACUCUGCCAGGUGGACGAAGUGAUCAACGAUUGCAUGGGCGAGGCGAUGACCGCCUUCUUCUCGAAACACCAAAAAACAGUCGAAAUUGUGCACGAGCUUAUGAAGGCCAACGAGAUAGUGGACAAACGUCCCUUGUGGAAGGUGCUGCGGGAGCAGGAGAAGUGCGAUGUUCUCAGCAUUCCCGAGGUGGAGGUGCUGCUCCUCUCCCCCCUGGAGAUUGCGCGCAGAAAGCGGGCCUACAAUAUCUUCUAUCAGACGUACCUGAACGAGUCCUGGAUAGAUAUGGUGUUCAUGAAGAAGAUGAUCAACAACCCCGUGCUUCUGCUGCCCCAAUGCAAGGAGUCCUUCUACUUCCUGGACAAACUCACUGUCAAACAGUACGAGAUUGUGCGCACAUUUAUGAAAAUGCUGCAAUCGCGUAGCCCUUUGUAUUACGUGAACUACAUGAAGUACAGGAACAAGAAGCUGUCGGAGAAGUAUCGAGAGGCCUUCCUCUACCACGUACAGUACCAGACAUACCGCACCAUGAACGCGGCUCUGAAGCGCGUUCGCGUGCUGCGCAAAGCGAAGAAGGUCAAGGCCUUGACCAAGUUCGUGGAGGACGUGAUGGGCGAAUACGUGGUGAAGAAGACGCACCGUGUUAUGUGCUGGAAGUUCGAGUUUCUUAACGAGAUGUACAACACCCUGGGACUGGCCCUGGCCGAACAGCUGAUGCCACCGAAGAAGUUCAAUGCCGCCACAACGUCCCUCCUCAAGCUGCUGCAUUUGCAAACGGACAAGGUUAAGGAAUUAGUGUCAUUUGUCUUUGGAGAUCGCUCCACGCACCCGGAACCGGACGCAUACGAUCCCGCCGCCGUGAGGGCCAAGAAGCUGCUGGCGCGCCUCGAGCACAGAAUGAUCUUUGCCAAAUACUCGAUCGAAAAGUGCUAUCUGCUGCACCAGAUAUCGCAAUGCCAUCUGGACCAGGGACGGCACUCCGAGUGCGCAUUCGUUGGUCGUAAGGGCAUGAAAGAGUCCGCGAACUGCAAUAGCCACCUCUGGAAGUUCCUCAAUGUGGUGCAGAUAGUCAAGGCCAAUGCCGUGGUGUACAAGCUGGAACAGACCAGAGACGCCCUGGAAGAUGCCCUGCCCAUCGCGCAGGCCCUGAAGUCGCAAGAGCUGGUGUCAUUUGUGGAGAUUUGUAUGGCGUGCAACCAGGAGGAGUUCGUCACGAAGAAGAACACUGUGACUCUCAGUAGACGCUCAAGCAAAGCCGAUUCUAGUAAUCGUUCGAACAACAGCUUAAAAAUGUACUCGAAAGACCGCUAUUAGUUAUCAA